AUGGCCCACACUCGCAUCCAGAGGGAACUGCACGAGAUGGCCAAGGACCCUCCGAGCAAUUGCUCGGCUGGACUCAUCGACUCGGGCGACCUGUUCCACUGGCAGGCAGUCAUCGUAGGACCCGAGAACACACCUUUCGAAGGAGGGAUGUUCAACCUCAACAUCACCUUCCCGAAUGACUAUCCGUUCAAGCCGCCCGCGGUGCAGUUCCUCACCAAAAUCUACCACCCAAACAUCAACGACGUCGGCCACAUCUGCCUGAACAUCCUCGGGGCUCAGUGGUCGCCGGCACUGUCCGUCGCCAAGGUGCUGCUGUCCAUAUGCGUGCUCAUGUGCGAGCCGAACCCGGACGAUCCGCUCAUGCCGGACGUGGCGUCGGUGUACAAGAGCAACCGCUUCCAGUACAACGCCACCGCGCGCAAGUGGACCAAGGAGUACGCCAUGGAAUAA
Messenger RNA from Rhipicephalus sanguineus (brown dog tick), 450 nucleotides. Its product is annotated as ubiquitin-conjugating enzyme E2 D4. The transcript has 2 exons. Lineage: Eukaryota; Metazoa; Arthropoda; Arachnida; Ixodida; Ixodidae. The record is from RefSeq and is a predicted model, not a curated record. The coding region runs from base 1 to 450 and encodes 149 amino acids.